Molecule: messenger RNA, 1344 nt
Organism: Striga hermonthica
Lineage: Eukaryota; Viridiplantae; Streptophyta; Magnoliopsida; Lamiales; Orobanchaceae
Source: the annotation of a GenBank genome assembly
AUGGAGUGGAGCACAAAGUGGGAUUGGGAGAACAUUGUUUCGUUCGGGUCCCGAGCCACCGAGAGCCCGAGAAAACAACAUCAACUAAUGGAGUGGAUGAUCGUCGAUGAAGGUGAAAUCAAUCCCGGGCAGUUUAAUUUAUUGACUUCUACCGAUAACCAUUGCAAUGCCUCUCCCUCUGAAGGCUGCCACAAUUCCUCAGCCAAGAGCUCUAUCUCAGCUUCUACUGACUCAUCAGCUGAGAUCGAUCUGCAGCCGCCGAAUAAUUUCAGAUUUCACUCAACGUUCGAGGGCUGCGCUGCAAAUUGGAGCAAGAAAAUAGCAUUCCAAGGCACGGAACUUUCUGGAAAUUCUCCCCCUUCUUUUGUCAGCUCGGGGGAGCAAUCGAUCGGUUUGAAGCUCGGGAAGCGGACUUAUUUCGAGAACAACACAGUGAAGAGCACGUCAUUUGCUGUGAUGCCGAUUCCAUCCUCAGGGGCACUGAAAAAGAAUAAGACGCCCGGGCAAAACGGUCCGGUACACUGUCAAGUGCAGGGCUGUAAUACCGAUCUUUCGAAUGCCAAAGAGUAUCACAAAAAGCAUAAGAUUUGCGAUAGCCACUCGAAAUGCCCAAAGGUUAUUGUCGGAGGGCUCGAACGUCGCUUUUGCCAGCAAUGCAGCAGGUUCCAUAGUUUGUCCGAGUUUGAUGACAAAAAGCGCAGCUGUCGGAAAAGACUGUAUGACCAUAAUGCACGCCGCCGCAAGCCACAACAGCAAACUAUUCAGUUUAACUCCCCCAGACUCUCAUCAAGUUUUAAUGGAGGGACUCAGACGAUGGGAUUUCUCUUGAACAAUCCUCCACCAGUUCGCCCUGUAACUCAGUCAAAUUCCGUGUGGGAUAACACGCGCACCACAAAGUUCACUCUUACAAAUGGGUUUUCGAGUGGAGAUGGAAGUACUACUGAUCAACAACGGGUGCAUAUGCUAGGAACCAAAUCGGCACACAUCAUGAGUGUGCAAAAUGGGACCAGUGGACUCUCGGCCCCCAACAACUCCAAGUUUCAGGCUUUUAAUCCAGAUGCAGCAGCACCUCAUCGUGCUCUCUCUCUUCUGUCAAGCAACUCCUGGGAUUCAUGCCAAACCGAGCCCAUCACGUUCCAGCAGAGUGCAGCAAUGUACGAUAUCACGAGUCAUGCAGUAGUACCACAAGGAGUUCCCCUCGCGUCUUCAGAAUUGUGGCUUAACAGGCAACAAUCGAUGGCUAUUCACUCAAACGUUCAAUCUGUGACCACGAGCACCAACUUUCAAGAAUUCCAACUUUUCAAAGCACCGUACGAGGCUGACUACUAUUCUAAUAUAUAUUGA